AUGUUGCCUCCAGAGAUGGGUCGAGCAGCCUCACAGUCCUCGAGUGCUGCCUCUCAGUCCACUCAGGUAGUACCACCGCAUAGCCGUCCUGGGACUGCGGAUCCCAUGAGGGCUCGUUCCGAACAUGUGAUCUCGCGGAAUAGUCGUCGUCCUAGAUCCAGAGGCUCCACAGCUAGUAUUCAUUCCCAGCAGACCCAGGACCAAAAUGUUGCCGAUGGAUUCGCGCAAUUUCUUCCCACUCAACAAGCCACGGGUCACAAUGUUUUUGGCAACAACCCAGAAGAUAUGAUUAUGCGCUUUGGUCCCAACCUGUCGCAUCCCGUGAAUGGUACUCCGUUGGAUCCAACCUUGCCAGAUGCACACCAUCCCGUCAUGCCCCGAGCAGAAGAUUUUUCACACCAUGCGCUCCAGACUCACGCUAUUUCUCAGCAAGCAUUGCCGCCGGAGUUAUCAGGGCACGGUUUGUCCGGGGUGCCCAUGUCCCAGUAUCAAUCCCUGUACGACAGUGGGAUCGAGAAUCACAUGCCGGAGCAUAUGUUAGAAGACAAUGAGAACCCAGAGGUUGGUGGGGGAAAGAAGAAAAAGGGAUCAAGCUCUUCAUUAGCGAACGACAACGAACUGCGCAAACUAUUGCGUCAGUACGAAAGCUACUCCCUUAAGCAAAUGGCAGCGGAGGUUCUGAAACACGAGGGUGCCGGAGGCAAAGCAGAGAAGGUCAAACAGGUCUUUGCUAUGAUAUGGUUGAGGGAGAACUGCAGAAAGAGCAGCGGUUCUGUUCGACGGGACCGUGUGUACUGCUGCUACGCUGAGAAGUGUGGAACCGAGCGUGUCUCGGUUCUGAAUCCAGCUUCCUUUGGGAAGCUUGUGCGCAUCAUAUUCCCGAACGUGCAAACACGACGACUGGGUGUUCGCGGGGAAUCCAAGUAUCAUUAUGUUGACUUGACCGUGAUAGAGGAGAAGCAACAAAAACACCAGUCCCUUGACUCUCAGGCCCCAUCAAAUGCUAGUGUCCCACCGGAAAACAGGGCUGAAGAUGCGCUAUCAAAGAGUGCUGGCGCAGUACCAACACCCCCGGCUGAUACGGCCGUAUUUCCUUUACCAGCAGGUUCGUUCGCUCCUCGCAUGUCGGCUAGUUUACCGACUGGAGGCUGUGCCUGCCAAUCUGCUUCUCGCGGCAACCUUGAACCUUCAAUGACCCUCGAGAACGUCAAAAGCCAUGCCGGAAAAAUGAUUCAUCAAAUGCUUCGAUUUCCUUCUGCAGACACCUACUCUGUCGACAAUGACUCCCUUCAGCUGCCUGAUAUCCAUCCAUACCUGCCCCUAAAUGCCGACUUGAAGGUCGCUGCAGCUCUUGCGGCUCUGUACCGGUCUCAUUGCAUAUCAGUCAUCGACAGCUUCAGAUACUGCAAAGAACGCAACCUUCUACGAUAUUUCUCCGCUUUUCAUGGAACCCUGACUGUCCCGGUGCAAAAACUUCUCACACAUCCCGACAUUGCCCCGUGGAUCAAAGAGUGUGACUGGCUCAUGUACCAGAAAAUGAUUGCAUUCGUGGCACCACUAACCACGCAGGUCGUGCCUAAGCUGGUGCUGGAUGCUUUCAGCUCGAUCUCACAACGCCUCACUCCUCACAUCGCCGAAACCUUCAAAUCCCAGCCCGCACAUGUUUCUCUCGCACGGUUAAUCCCAGCAAACAUCUUCUGCAGUCUUCUUCGGCACAUGCUUGAUGUGAACCAGUCCGCCAACGCGGCCGCUGCCUGGCUUUGCCAUCCUGACAACAGGAAUCAGAUGUGGUUCGAUUUCAAGAGCUUGGUUGACCCUAAGGAGAUGAUCUCAAAAGCAAACAUUCCGACAUGUGCUGAGCGGGUAACUGAACAGAUUCUUAAGCACGACAUCCGGGCCUUACUUACUCCCGUAAGCGACCCAAGUGUCGCUCCUUGCCAGCCUUUUUUUGCAACCCCUGAUACCGAAGAUGAUAUCGAGGCGCAUAAGUACCCUGUUCAGUCCGCAACAGGCGAUGACUACAACUUCCCCGACAAAUGGGUGUCGUUCAUACUCAAUUUACCACUAAUUUUCCCCAAUCACCGUGCACAGUGUAUUAUAGAAAAGGUAGACGCAUUAUGGGAUUGUGUCCUUCGUCGGUUAACAUUGGGUGGUGCCCAGAGCUUCAGUGCUUGGUGGAUGACCAAGGUGUUCUUUCACGAGAUGAUGGUUUGGCAAGCGGAGCAAGGUGGAUUCAUGCACUCUUCACCAAGUUCUUUGCAGAACGCAGCACUCGGGACGGAACCAUCUGGGGUGAACAACUUCGCCAUGAAGCAGCCCAGCUUUGCCAUUAGUGAUAAGAAUGACACACUCAUGGCGACUGAUGCCCAGCAGGACCGUCAGUCGGUCUCUCGGGCACCUUCCACGGCAGCAACCAGUGAAGCGCCACAAAAUCCACAGGGUAGCCGCAUGGAAACUGAAUCGGAUCAAAACAAUUUGGAUAAUCCCAAGCCCACCACUGUCGCGGAGAAUAUUGCGAAUUUCCAUGCUGGGAACAACGAUGACAGCGCAAUAGACCUUGACGACGAUUCCAUGCUGAUGUCCGUGGGGAAAUAUGGUGACAUGAUGGCUUCUGAUCCAGCGGAUGCUGAAGGGGAUGUCGUUGUCAUAUAA
Molecule: messenger RNA, 2652 nt
Organism: Aspergillus ruber CBS 135680
Lineage: Eukaryota; Fungi; Ascomycota; Eurotiomycetes; Eurotiales; Aspergillaceae
Product: RFX family transcription factor
Exons: 4
Coding region: 1-2652 (883 amino acids)
Biological process (GO): regulation of transcription by RNA polymerase II
Molecular function (GO): RNA polymerase II cis-regulatory region sequence-specific DNA binding; DNA-binding transcription factor activity, RNA polymerase II-specific
Source: RefSeq, a predicted model, not a curated record